ACUUAUGUAAUAACUGGUGACCAGACGUGUUGGCGGACGCCGAGGGAGAACUCGCGAGUGAACUAUACCUGCGAUGACGGCUAUCAACUAAUGGGUCCAUCGAUACUGAUCUGUCGUAACGGGACGUGGAUUCCCGACCCAAUGCACCUCAUGUCCACUCCCGUCGACGAUCUCUUCAAAUACUCCACAUUGAAGCUUAAGAUGCCUUAUUGUAGUUAG
Molecule: messenger RNA, 219 nt
Organism: Medioppia subpectinata
Lineage: Eukaryota; Metazoa; Arthropoda; Arachnida; Sarcoptiformes; Oppiidae
Source: the annotation of a GenBank genome assembly